Molecule: messenger RNA, 504 nt
Organism: Staurois parvus
Lineage: Eukaryota; Metazoa; Chordata; Amphibia; Anura; Ranidae
Source: the annotation of a GenBank genome assembly
AUGUCGGAUUGCCCCAACGUCACUGAAACAAAACAGAACCGUGUUCUUACAGAAAUGGACUGGAAGGAAAAAUGGAAAACCAGACAAAUUGGAUUUCAUGUAAAGGAUGUACAUCCGUUAUUUGAAGAAUUCCUAAAUGAAAUGAUAAGUGGCAAGGAGAAGCUCAACAUUUUCUUUCCUCUAUGUGGAAAAGCAGUGGAUAUGAAAUGGUUGGCCGAUAUGGGACAUAACAUCGUUGGGGCUGAUGUCUGCGAAUUGGGAUUAAAGGAAUUUUUUGAAGAGCAAAACAUUCCCUAUGUUGAAGAAUCAGUAACAGAGAUACCUGGGGCAAAAGUUUACAAGAGCACGUCUGGAAACAUUUCACUUUACUGCUGUAACAUAUAUGACAUUUCUGACUCAGUCAUUGGACAGUUUGAUGGAAUAUGGGACAGAGGCGCACUGGUCGCUGUUAACCCAUGUGAAAGGGAACGGUCUGUAAUAGUAAUAAUUAUAAAUGUUAUAUAA